This is a messenger RNA of Manis pentadactyla (Chinese pangolin), 2527 nucleotides long. RefSeq names its product potassium inwardly rectifying channel subfamily J member 12 (gene KCNJ12). Gene Ontology annotation, cellular component: plasma membrane. Lineage: Eukaryota; Metazoa; Chordata; Mammalia; Pholidota; Manidae. The record is from RefSeq and is a predicted model, not a curated record. Bases 766 to 2055 code for a protein of 429 amino acids. The transcript has 3 exons. Gene Ontology annotation, biological process: regulation of monoatomic ion transmembrane transport; potassium ion import across plasma membrane. Gene Ontology annotation, molecular function: inward rectifier potassium channel activity.
GUUUCGUUUUUUGCUUUUCAGCCAAGGCUGUCCCAGCUUAGCCAGCUCCUGCCCCACUGCCAAGAUGAUCAUCUGCUCCUCCAUGGCCACUGCCAGGGUUGGGCGAGGAACUGUGGUGGGGUGCAUGCACCUUGCCUGGCAUUCAUGCAUGUGUGUGCCACGCCGUGUGCACAUGUGUAUAUAUGCACAGAACUCAGACACCUGGAGAGAUAUUAGGGCCAGGCAUGUGUGGUCAAGUCCAGGGUCUCUGUUCCCAUGCCCCGGAAGUCCUGGAUUCCCAUCCCAGCUCUGCUGAGGACCGGCUGUUGACCUGGCAAGGCUCUGUGAGCUUCAAGCUCCUGCGUCCGUCAAAAGGACCGAUGGCAUGAACUGCAGUAGCAUGGGUCACAGGUUCUGGCGCGCCUGAUGCAUGGGGUGCACAGCUCUCGUUUGUUGGGGCUGGAAGAGCGUGCGUGGUGGGGUGAGGUGGCUGUGGGGUCAGACGGUCAGUCGCUUCUAGCUGUGAGUGCCUUCCCACACGGAGCUUCAGUCUCUUCCUCGUGAAACUGAGCCCACAAGAGCGCACGCGCACCUCACCAGGACUAGUCAAGGGCCUUCUGGUGACUGGUCCCUCUUCAGCUGGUGCGUGAGAAAUGGCAGCUGCUGCUAAUGCAGCCUUGAGGACCACGUGCCCGCCCAGCACCGUUACUUAGAAGACAGGAUUCAAGAGGGGCUGCCCCUUCCGGAGCUGGCCUGGGGACGAGCCAGGGCCCCCCUGUCCCCGGGAUGACCACAGCCAGCCGGGCCAACCCCUACAGCAUCGUGUCGUCGGAAGAGGACGGGCUGCAUCUGGUCACCAUGUCGGGUGCCAACGGCUUUGGUAACGGGAAGGUGCACACACGGCGCAGGUGUCGGAACCGCUUUGUGAAGAAGAACGGCCAGUGUAACAUCGAGUUUGCCAACAUGGACGAGAAGUCGCAGCGCUACCUGGCUGACAUGUUCACCACCUGCGUGGACAUCCGCUGGCGCUACAUGCUGCUGCUCUUUUCACUGGCCUUCCUGGCCUCCUGGCUACUGUUCGGUGUCAUCUUCUGGGUCAUCGCCGUGGCCCAUGGAGACCUGGAGCCAGCCGAGGGCCGGGGCCGCACGCCCUGUGUCAUGCAGGUGCACGGCUUCAUGGCUGCCUUCCUCUUCUCCAUCGAGACGCAGACCACCAUUGGCUACGGGCUGCGCUGUGUGACGGAGGAGUGCCCUGUGGCCGUGUUCAUGGUGGUGGCACAGUCCAUCGUGGGCUGCAUCAUCGACUCCUUCAUGAUCGGUGCCAUCAUGGCCAAGAUGGCCCGGCCCAAGAAGCGGGCGCAGACACUGCUGUUCAGCCAUAAUGCUGUGGUGGCUCUGCGCGAUGGCAAGCUCUGCCUCAUGUGGCGCGUGGGCAACCUGCGCAAGAGCCACAUCGUGGAAGCCCACGUGCGGGCUCAGCUCAUCAAGCCGAGGGUCACAGAGGAGGGUGAGUACAUCCCGCUGGACCAGAUCGACAUCGACGUCGGCUUUGACAAGGGUCUCGACCGCAUCUUCCUGGUGUCGCCCAUCACCAUCCUGCACGAGAUCGAUGAGGCCAGCCCGCUCUUCGGCAUCAGCCGGCAGGACCUGGAGACAGACGACUUUGAGAUCGUGGUCAUCCUGGAGGGCAUGGUGGAGGCCACAGCCAUGACCACCCAGGCCCGCAGCUCCUACCUGGCCAACGAGAUUCUGUGGGGCCACCGCUUCGAGCCUGUCCUCUUUGAGGAGAAGAACCAGUACAAAAUUGACUACUCGCACUUCCACAAGACCUACGAGGUACCGUCCACGCCCCGCUGCAGCGCCAAGGAACUGGUGGAGAACAAGUUCCUGCUGCCCAGCGCCAACUCCUUCUGCUAUGAGAAUGAGCUGGCCUUUCUGAGCCGCGACGAGGAGGACGAGGUGGACGGAGACCAGGAUAGCUGCAGCCCCCAGGCCAGGCAUGACUUUGACAGGCCCCAGGCCAGCAGCAGUGGAGGCCUGGAGCAGCGGCCCUAUAGACGGGAGUCAGAGAUCUGAGCCACCGUCAGCCAAGGUGCAGCAUCCACCCUGCCAGGGCGAGGCCCGGUGUCCUGAAGGGGCCCCAAUUCAGCAGAGCGGGCCAGGCGCCCGGGUCACAGACUCAGUAGCAUUUUAGAUGUUUUGUGUUUCUUCAGAAUGGUGUCAGAAAGUUGGCCAGAGACUGGGGGCUGGAGUGGGCCGCCCCCAGCCUCCGAGGCUGGAGCAGGUGCACAGAGGUGGCCUUCUGGGGGCCAGGAUAGAGCUGCAGUCUGCGUGGGAACAGCACGGCAGCCACCCAGCCUUGUGGGCAAAGGCUGGCAGGUCACAGUGUACCUCGCUGGUUUUUAACUUGGGGAGAAACACUGGGUUUGGCUUUCUCAAUCUUAGCUUGAGUAAGACUGUUUACCAAAAUAACACAAAAAACAAGAUUUAAGUGAUUGAAAAAAAUGUUUUUUAAUUCAUGGGGUUAAAAAAAGGACAAUUAGAAUUC